This is a messenger RNA of Panicum virgatum (switchgrass), 485 nucleotides long. RefSeq lists its product as uncharacterized. The coding region runs from base 41 to 451 and encodes 136 amino acids. Lineage: Eukaryota; Viridiplantae; Streptophyta; Magnoliopsida; Poales; Poaceae. The record is from RefSeq and is a predicted model, not a curated record. The transcript has a single exon.
CGCCGUGGUUGGGCUCUCUUCGCUGCAUGCUUCCUUCAGGAUGGGCAUUGCAGCUGGGGACGGCGGCGCCUCCCCGAGCUGGGGCGGCCGCCUGGCCGCUGAGGGCUGCACCAGCACGGGGGCGACCAUGUCCGUGGCGCACCGCGCGCCGGCGGCGUCGGCGUCGGGCGGAGGGCACCGUUGCUGCAGCUGCGGAGGCAGGCACUGCGUCAACAUCUACGUGAACAACAAUGUGCAGGGCGUCACCAACUCCGUGCUGCUCGGGAGCAAAGUGGUGAUGAGAGACCCCGGAGCGCGCGUCACGAGCCGCCACCGGCCGCGGCGAGGUCGCCGCGGCGUGGCGAAGGCGAGCGGAAUAGGGAUCGUCGCCGGCGUGGUGCUGCUGUGCGUAGCAGCAGCAGCCGCCGCCGUGUUGUGCCUCUAUGUUUUUGUACGCGUACGCAACCUGUAAUUGAUCGGGCUGUUUUGCUCGAAUUCGUUGGAAA